AUGAUGGCACAUGAUGACAAAUAUUUUGAAGAGACAAGAAAAAGUUUAUUUAAAUAUGUAAACAAUAGAGCAUUCCUCUCAAGUUCUUCAAGAAAUCGUGGAUCAACAAAUAGCGUUCAACAAUCUAUGAGAGAACGUAUUAAAAAGGUUGCUUUAAUAGAUAAACUAGAAACAGCACAAGUUGCUACAAUCGGAAAGGGAAAUGGUAAUGGAGGAGGAGAGGAUUGUUGUUUCUCUGUCUCUAUGAAUGAAAGAAAGAAUGUUAUUGCAGUUGCGAAUGGAAAAUCAGAACUUCUUUUAUUGAAUGAAGAUGGACAAAAAACUAAACAAUUUAAAACACAACACAGAGAAAUUGUCACUCAAAUACAUUUUAUGGAUAACAACAAGCAUAGACUUGAAAAUGAUAAUAGAAAAACAUCAACUAGUCAUGCAAUUGAUGACGAAUUUUUCUACACAUCAUCUUUGGACAAAACAAUCAAAGUUUGGCACGGAGAAAAUAAUAUUCAAACACUAAAGGAUCACAAAGAUUGGAUUCGGUGUUUGGAUACAUCUUGUGAUAAUUCGACUCUUCUUUCUGGUUGUAUUUCAGGUAGAAUAUUCGGAUAUGAUAUUAAUAAGGAACACCAAAUUUUGUUCCAAAUUCAAAAUGACCCUCAAAAUAUUCUAGGUGGAUUAAAUACUAUUAAUUCCAUACUUUGUACAAAUCAUUCACCUAGCAUGUUCUAUACAGGAUCUCGUGAUGGAUAUAUUAGACUGUACGACUCUAGAAAUUUAGUUUUCAACUCUAAUACAGGUUCCAAUACUGUCAAACCAAUUUUCAAAAUCAAAGCUCAUGAAGGAAAAAUGAAUCAAUUACAAAUUACCAAAGAUGACCAUCACCUUCUUUCUAGUGGUAGAGAUAGUGUAAUACGGUUGUUCGAUGUUAGAAAAUUACCUACAGGUACAUCUGAUCAAAUUAGUAAUUUGGACUCUAGUGUUAUUCAAAAGUAUCAAGAUCACAAAUGUAAGAGUUAUAAUGUCAGUAGCUGUUUCUUUGAUAAUGAAAAAUAUGUACUGACAGGAAGUGAGGAUAAUAAGGUUUACAUUUAUGAAAAGGAUUCUGGAAAACUUCUCCGCACAUUGAAUGGCCAUGAAGGUGUUGUACAUUUAAUUCUCAACAUUAAUGACAACAGAUUACUUACCAACUCUAUUGAAAGUUCAAGAUUAUUCUUCUGGGAAACAUCAACACAAAAGGUCAAUAUUAAAAUGGAUACUGAAAUAGAUGAUAGCUUUGAAAGGAGUAUUUUAGAGAGAGUAAUGAGACAACAUGGUGAUCAAAUUCUAAAUUUAUACCACUCCAACAGUCUCAACAAUGAGAAUGAAAAUAUGGGUCUAGGAAUGGCCAUGAAUCAGCUUGUUGUAAGUCCUGAAAACGAACACAUCUUUAGAGAUAUUUUACAAACCUUCAUUUCAACACUUGUACAAGAACAAGGAGGGAAUAGCAUUUUACCUAAUCUUGAUGAUUUGCUUGAUUCAUCUGAUGAUGAAACGUUUUAAAUAAAAUAUUUUCUUUUUU
Naegleria gruberi is the source of this 1555-nucleotide messenger RNA. RefSeq lists its product as uncharacterized. The transcript has a single exon. Gene Ontology annotation, molecular function: protein binding. Gene Ontology annotation, cellular component: catalytic step 2 spliceosome. Gene Ontology annotation, biological process: mRNA splicing, via spliceosome. The coding region runs from base 1 to 1536 and encodes 511 amino acids. The record is from RefSeq and is a predicted model, not a curated record. NCBI's taxonomy places the organism in Eukaryota, Heterolobosea, Eutetramitea, Acrasida, Naegleriidae.